Sebastes umbrosus (honeycomb rockfish) is the source of this 1577-nucleotide messenger RNA. It is a transcript of the gene lrrc61, whose product is annotated as leucine rich repeat containing 61. Gene Ontology annotation, molecular function: protein binding. The transcript is spliced from 9 exons. The record is from RefSeq and is a predicted model, not a curated record. Lineage: Eukaryota; Metazoa; Chordata; Actinopteri; Perciformes; Sebastidae. The coding region runs from base 276 to 1061 and encodes 261 amino acids.
AACAUUUCCCUCAUCCUCAUCUUCCCUCUAACACACAGUGCAUUGCCUCUCUGUGCUGUUAUGCUGCUGCAGAGCCUGAAGUCCGUCUGUAAUCCACCUGCGUGCUAUUGCAGCAGCAUCCCAGUGAGCGUGUCCUGACUGCACCCCAGGACAGAUGCCAAUUUCACAUUUCUCCCCAAAACAAAUAGCUACUUGCCUUUGUCUUUCCAUUGCAUCCAUUUAAACAUCGCUUUUUAUUGCGAUAGGUAGCUUUCUAAGUAGUAAAGUUGCCCACCAUGGACUCUAAGCGAGAUAAAGAGCAAGAUGCAGACUGCGAGAAGGUUACUCCUGUGCUGCUCAAGUCACGUACAGGGGAAUUUGAUUUGGAGUCAAUACUGUUUCUCAAAUUGAGAGGUCUUGGAAUACACGAUCUUGGAUGCAUUGGGGAGUGUAUGAGUUUAGAGAAACUGGACCUCUCUGGAAAUAACAUCUCAAAUUUAGCUCCUCUGGCAUCUCUUCGGCUUCUUUCUGUACUCGGUUUGUCUUCCAACCGGAUUUCCAAUUUGGAGCCCCUUCGCAAUUGUGAGGCUUUACAGCACUUAAACUUGGCUGGGAAUAUCAUAUCCAGCACUGAGAGCCUACACUGCCUUCAGCCUUUGAGAAAGCUAGAAAAUAUACGGCUUAAAGACAACACUUACAAUUACACGAACCCAGUGUGCAGGAACGCCGCAUACAGAAACCUAGUUCUUGAGAUGUUCCCCAACAUCAAGGUGCUGGAUGGAGAAAGAGUGGUCGGACGUGGGAGUGAGUUGUAUCAAUUAUGCAAAGACAUUGAUGAUACCAUCAAAGCUGGCUUAUACAAGAACGGACAGCUUGUUGAGCAUCAUGAUUGCAAACCAUGGGUGGAGGAUAAUUACUGGGAGAUAAAGAGAUCAAACAAUGCCAUUAUUGAAGAAGCCUACAAACAGUUUAACGAUGUACUUCAUGAAUGCAGACUCCUCAACAACAGAGCCACUCAUGUCAUUUCGCAAACUGAAAGAUCUAUGAGCCUGAAGAAGCAGCCAAAGCAGUAUGCUAUCUGAGCUAUUUUUUUAACACAUUUGUGCGCAAGUUUUAUGUUGUAUGAUAUACCGUGGCUAAUGUACUGUAGGUUUUUCAAAUUACUAAGCUCUAUCCAAAUGCUUGAUCAGUGUCAUUGCCAGACACACAUGCUUCGUGUUGCAGUGUGAGGCGUUCGUUGAAAUUCUAUCUCAUCCUAUGCAUUGGGUAUCGGACGAUACAUGUAAGUGGUUUGAAAACCUUUAUCCAUACUGACACCCCUCAGUUUGGUUCAAAGAUGUAUUUACUUGCACAGUGUGCAUUUUGUACCAUGCUGUAGCCUGCAUUUAUCCUGACAGAUAUGCUGCUUAAGAAUUUCUAUAAGUUUUAAGUAAUCAAGAGCUUUUUUCCAUUUUUGCAUUGCUGGAUAAUUUUGGGAGUUAAUGUGUCCCAUGCUGUAUGCUUUCUUUGUAGGUUGAACUUUUGCAAAAAGUGAUUGAAUGAUUGUUUCAGCUGUUUCUACUUGUUUUAUACCAUAAAGUUUAUUAUGUGUACAAUCA